CGAGGGUCCCCCAGCCUCUUGUCCUCGCUGCGGCCGCCGCCGGCUCCCCGUGGCUGCUGCCUUGCCAAACGCGCGCCAGCGUGGCGCGCGCGCGCUCAGCUCGGCGGUUGCCAAAUGUGUCGCUGAGCCGCGAUGGUCUCGCCGCCGUGGUCCCCGAGGCCGUCCGCUGACGGCCGUGCCGAUCGCGCUGACGCCGCCCGCGCGGCGCUCGAGGCUGGCCAGGCCGCCGAUGCUUGGGCGCGCGCAGUGCCGGGGGCCAGCUGGGCGCCGCCCUGCGCGGCGGGCACGCCCGCCGCGGCGGAGGCCCUGGGGCUGCCCGAGCGAGGCGGCCCCGCCGGCCGCGCACGGGCCAGGCAGGCCGCCGAGUCACGGGCGCGCGCAGCGCCCACAGCCGCCCACGGCGCCCGCGCGGCGCCGCCGGGGCAGCCCGCGGUACGUGCCGGCGCCUGGGCGGCGCCUGUAUGGCGGGUCCCGGCGGACGCGGAGCCCGGCGGGGCCGUGGAGGCGGGCGCGCGCCCUUCGGGGGCCUCCGGCGGCUGGCGGCACAGGACGCCGCCCUGCGCGGUUGGCGCGCCCGCCGCCGCGGCGCAGGCGCACCCCGAGAUCUUGGCGUGGCGGAUUUCGCUCUCGCUCUCCUUGCGUUCCCGCCUCAUGUCGGGGCUCGGGGCCCUCACCGACCGAUCUGGCUCGGAAAAUGAGGCGGAAGGAUGGAGUCGACAUUUGGUCCCCAGAAGUCCCAGGGCCCGGUGAGGGCCCCCAGAGGCCGAAAAUGGGGCAACAAGUUUCCCGUCUGAUUUUGU
Molecule: messenger RNA, 800 nt
Organism: Prorocentrum cordatum
Lineage: Eukaryota; Dinophyceae; Prorocentrales; Prorocentraceae
Source: the annotation of a GenBank genome assembly